Nerophis ophidion (straightnose pipefish) is the source of this 2682-nucleotide messenger RNA. RefSeq names its product zinc finger protein 248-like. The transcript has 2 exons. Bases 1 to 936 code for a protein of 311 amino acids. The record is from RefSeq and is a predicted model, not a curated record. Lineage: Eukaryota; Metazoa; Chordata; Actinopteri; Syngnathiformes; Syngnathidae.
AUGUUGAUGUUGCAUCAUCACAAAGUCAACAUGACGUCAGUGAAGAACAUCUUCUCACCUGAGCGGCAGGAGUGGACAUCCAGGAUGGAGCAGGAGGAGCCACAGCCCCCCUACAUUAAAGAGGAGGAGGAGGAUUACAGCGUCAGUCAGGAUGGAGAACAUCCUGAAGGACUGGAGGAGUUCUCAGUGAUCCGUGUUAUCGUGAAGGGUGAAGAAGAAGAAGAGGUCAAAGGUGAAAGUGAGGAAAGGGGAGAGGCGGAGAGACCAAGCAGCAGCUCAGCUCGACACAUGACAACAGAAGGUGAUGGCGGAGACUUAGCUCCACUGUCCGAUGGUGACGAGGCGACGUCUCACUCUGCUGACUCUGAUGAUGAAGACGAGAAGAUGGGUCAGAAGGACAACACUCGCUUUAUCUGCUCUCAGUGCGGGAAAACAUUCAGUGAGCGGUGUAAUCUGAAAAGACACACGAGAAUACACACCGGAGGGAAACCUUUUACCUGCUCGGUGUGCGGCGCGGGGUUUGCGCGAAAAGACGAUCUGAAAAUACACACGAGAACGCACACCGGAGAGAAACCCUUUUCGUGUUCCGUCUGCGACAAAAGCUUUUGUGUCCAAACCAACCUGGUAAGACACAUGAGGACUCACACCGGAGAAAAACCCUAUUCAUGUUCCAUCUGCAACGCCACUUUUUGCUUCCGAACAAACCUGGUAAGACACACAAGGACGCACACCGGGGAGAGACCCUAUGCUUGCUCAAGCUGCAACAAGAGCUUUUGUGUCCAAUCGCACCUGGUGAGACACACGAGGACACACACUGGUGAGAAAGUGUUCAGCUGUGGUGUGUGUGACCAAAGGUUCUCUUAUAAAUACCAGCUGAACAAACACAAGUGUGUUGCUGACCUCGGCAAUAGGGGAAGAUCCUCUAUGACUUCCUGAAGGACUGGACUCUGUUCAGGUAGCAGCUCAAUAACAAUAAGCACUCGUCAUUCAUUGUCGCAGGUCAAGCUGGACUAGAAGGGGGUCUCCACGUCUGUCACCACUUCUCAAGGUUUCUUCUUCUUCCCCAGCUGCGGCUUUUACAGUUUUUCCUUGCCCGGAUGUGGGUUUAGAUCAGGAGAUGUGGUUUUGAAGCCCAUUUAGACACUUGUGCUUAUGAAGGUCUAUAUGAGGAGUGUACAUACUCCGCCCACGGUCCAAGUUAAAUGUGAAAUUCCGUAUUUCCUUGAAUUGCCGCCGGGGCGCUAAUUAAUUUGAAGCCUCUUCUCACUCUGGCGUUUACUAAAGUCAUGCGGUAAAGGCAAGCAUGCGCUGAUUAAUUUAAAACCUCUUCUCUCAUCCGCGCUUACCGAAGCCAUGCGGUAAAUUUAGGCCUGCUCUUAUAAAUUUGAGUGUGAUGUAAGGAUACCAUCAUGAAAAGCACAUUUGAUAAAAAUAAAAAAACGUUAUUAUGGUCUUACCUUUACUUAUAAAUGAAGUCCAUGUGCAGCUCCUUCUGAUCAAAAGCAUGGAUAACUUGUUUAUAGAAGUCUUCCUUAUCUUUCUUCAGUUUUAAAAGUCUCUCUGUCUCAAUGGAGAUCUUCCUUUAUUACCACCUCUUUUGAUUGAAAGUCCAGUUUAGAAAACGGUUUUAUUUUAGAUAUGUAAUCCUCCACAAGAGAGAGGAAAAAAAUAAAGGAUGGCUGCUCACUCUUGCUGCUUGUUGUCACUUCUUCUGCAGCCGAGUAGUCGCAAGAAGGAUCACUAGCGCCCUCUACCACCAGGAGGCGAUAGUCAUUUAAUGACUCAUAUUUGACACACGCAGCUAUGGUAUCUUAAUAAAGCAUAGCUGCUUACUGUUCUUUUUAGCAUAUUUAAUAGCUUGGACCUUAAAUCCUACUGAAUAGCUCUUAAUCUUCUUCCCUUUAUGCGAUUUCAAAUGAUUGAAAUCAGCCUCCUCCAUUUUGAAAGAGAUGACAGGUGAAGUGUCACUCGUGACGUGACGAGUUUGACCCGGCGGAAAUUCUAGACAUGUGCUAAUUAUUUUGCGAAACGAAUUUGACUUGGCAGUAAUUCUAGGCAGGUGCAUACUUUAUACCUGGUAGCAAGUCAAGGAAAUACAGUAGCAGACAGCCUCAUUGCUGCAAACCUGAUGUCAUCUUGUGGACUAUGUACAUGAUUAGGUUGAUGACCAUGAAUUCUACUAGGAAGUGUGCUGAGCACAGCAUUUGUUUAUAUGACCCAAUCCAAACAACCUUUUCCACUCAUGGUGCAGAUAAAGUGUAACCAAAGUCAACCCACAUUAUGAGAAAUAACACAACCUGCUCACUGAACUUUGUGGACUUUAUAAAAAAAUGUCCUGGCACCAAACAUCAUUUAAAAUGACACCCACUUAAAGGGGAACAUUAUCACAAUUUCAAAAGGGUUAAAAACAAUAAAAAUCAGUUCCCAAUGGCUUGUUGUAUUUUUUGAAGUUUUUUUCAAAAUGUUACCUGUCUCGGAAUAUCCCUAAAUAAAGCUUUAAAGUGCCUUAUUUUCGCUCUCUGCGAAGACACUGGCCAUUUCCCUGUGACGUCACACAGUGCUGCCAAUGUAAACAAACAAUGGGAAUACCACAGCAAGAUAUAGCGACAUUAGCUCGGAUUCAAACUCGGAUUUCAGCGACUUAAGCGAUUCAACAGAUCACGCAUGUAUUGAAACAGAUGG